Molecule: messenger RNA, 900 nt
Organism: Perognathus longimembris pacificus (Pacific pocket mouse)
Lineage: Eukaryota; Metazoa; Chordata; Mammalia; Rodentia; Heteromyidae
Product: disintegrin and metalloproteinase domain-containing protein 20-like
Biological process (GO): male gonad development
Cellular component (GO): sperm head plasma membrane; plasma membrane; external side of plasma membrane
Source: RefSeq, a predicted model, not a curated record
AUGUAUGCCUACAGAAAGGUGUCAAGUAAAUUCAGCAACUGCAGUUAUAACCAAUAUUGGGCCAAUUCUUGGCGUACUAGGUUAUGUAUUUAUACUCCUCCACAGCCAGCGAAUAUCUUUAGACUUAAGUGCUGUGGCAACCGAGUUGUUGAAGAAGGAGAGGAGUGUGACUGUGGAAACAUACACCAGUGUACCAAAGAUCCUUGUUGUCUUUUAAACUGUCUCUUGAGUCCUGGAGCUUCUUGUGCUUCUGGACUUUGUUGCAAAGACUGCCAGAUCAUGCCAUCAGGGACUCUGUGUAGACAAGAGGUCAGUGAAUGUGACCUGCCAGAGUGGUGCAAUGGGACGUCCCAUCAGUGCCCAGAAGAUGUUUUUGUGCAGGAUGGGCUUCCCUGUAACGCCACUGCCUACUGCUAUAAAAAGACAUGUAGCAGUCAUCAUAUGCAGUGCAAGGAGAUUUUUGGCAAAGAUGCACACAGUGCAUCUCAGGGGUGCUACAAAGAAAUUAACACUCAAGGAAAUCAUUUUGGACACUGUAAUAUUGUAGGCACAAUCUAUGUGAAAUGUUUGACUGCUGAUAUGAUGUGUGGGAGAGUUCAGUGUGAAAAUGUACACGCCAUUUCUAAUCUGGUAGAACAUUCUACAGUGUAUCAGUUUCACCUGGAUAAUACUAGCUGCUGGGGAACGAAUUAUCAUUUAGGGAUGUCUAUACCUGAUGUUGGUCAAGUGAAAGACAGCACAAUGUGUGGUCCAGGAAAGAUCUGUAUCCAUAAGAAGUGUACUGUACCAAAGGCUAUGGAGGGAGUGAAGACAGUGGUCCACCUCCAGGGAACUUCUCAGAAGAAUCAAAUGCAAAGGACAACUCUAACCAACUUUUGUUACUGUUGCUCAUUCCUGUGA